Purpureocillium lilacinum is the source of this 543-nucleotide messenger RNA. The record is from RefSeq and is a predicted model, not a curated record. Lineage: Eukaryota; Fungi; Ascomycota; Sordariomycetes; Hypocreales; Ophiocordycipitaceae.
AUGGUGAGUGUCGCCCAAUACUGCUGUCCCUUCUCGCUGGCUGCUCUGCUCGCUGGGGAUUCUAGCGGUCGUCACUUCCCCAACCCCGCCAUUCUUGCUGAUUCCCUUACCGAAGAGCAGGUCUCCGAGUUCAAGGAGGCUUUCUCCCUGUUUGACAAGGACGGCGAUGGCCAGAUCACCACCAAGGAGCUGGGCACCGUCAUGCGCUCCCUGGGCCAGAACCCUUCCGAGUCGGAGCUCCAGGACAUGAUCAACGAGGUUGAUGCCGACAACAACGGCACCAUCGACUUCCCUGAGUUCUUGACCAUGAUGGCGCGGAAAAUGAAGGACACCGAUUCCGAGGAGGAGAUUCGAGAGGCUUUCAAGGUCUUCGACCGGGACAACAACGGCUUCAUCUCUGCUGCCGAGCUGCGCCACGUCAUGACUUCGAUUGGAGAGAAGCUUACCGACGACGAGGUCGACGAGAUGAUCCGCGAGGCUGACCAGGACGGCGAUGGUCGGAUUGACUACAACGAGUUCGUCCAGCUCAUGAUGCAGAAGUAA